AUGGCUCAGUACAUUCCUGGCAGCUCCGUCACCAUCUCCGCCUCCCUCUCAGCACUCGCCCAUCAGCCCGUCGUUGACGAUGCCCAUGUAGUCAGCAACCUCCCCCGCGUAUGUGUCGAUUACCUCAGCCACAACUGGCAGGAAGAGGAUGUCUGGAAGAGCUGGCGCAGCAUGACCAGACACAAACACGAGAUUGCCAACGGCGUCCGCCUCGAGAACGCCAGUUGGCGCACCUGGUGGAAGCAGCGGAACAAGCUUCGUACGGUCAGCCCGGAAACACUCAACUGGCUCAAAGACAGUGAUGUCACUUGGUUGUAUGGCCCCUUGCACACUGCGGAACCUGUCCCAGCCCACAAGGAACCCACGCUAUCCGACAAGCUUGAUCUCAUGAAAUCAGCCGGGAAAAAGCCUAUUCUCAAGCACCGCACUCUCACUGAACUUCUUUCAUUACCUCGUCCAGCUUCACCGAUUCUCGAAUCGUCCGACCUGACCGAUGAGGAAAGUAUCGACUACAGCACCGAAGCUGGGGUCAGACCACCGCUCGCUCAUACCAAGUCUGACACAAACAUAAUUCGUCGGCCAAGUAAUCGAAGAAUAUCGCCCCCUCGUGUCGCUCAGAGCAUGAGUGACAAAUCUGCCCAUCAAGAGAACCCCGUUCCUACCCUUCAGGUCAACGGGCUCGAAAAGACCCGCUCUCGUGGUAGCGAAUCUUCUAAUUCGCCUCGAGGUGGAUCUUCCGAUAUCGAGUCUAACAGUGGCAAGGAGCGACGACAUAUUCAUUUUAACACCUUCGUGGAACAGUGUAUAUCGAUUGAUAAACCGCGGAGCCCGAGCGGCGACGACGACUCUGAGGACGAGGAGGCCGAUGAUGACAUUCUUGAAAUGCGUUCCAUCAGCGGUUCCAGCACGACAUCGGUUGUGUCCAAUAUUCGCCCCUCAUUUACACGACGUGAUUCGAGUGACAAGGACUUGGUUAGCAUUGCCCCGAUCGCGCCUACUGUUCUCAAAUCCUCGGAUCCACACCCCGCACCUAGCCCUGCGGUUGUCUUUGUCCCACCUAAUGGCUCUUUUUACGAGGGUGAACAUCAAAUGCUACAAUAUCACGCUCAGCAACAAAACAACGAGAAUUAUACGCCACCCCCCGCCAACGUAAUAAAUUACGCUCCCCCUUCGUCUACCUCUUCUUCUACUUCGUCGCGCUCAAAUUGGGAAGACGAAGACGAAGAUUACGGCGUGGGGUUUGACUACUUUGGUGGUCCAGAUCUUGGGAUUGAGGACCAGCCAUCAUCUGUGUCAAGUGACGUUUCCACCACUCCCACCCAACGAGAUGCACAAUUGGCUCAUAGUGUUGCUGAAGCGCUAGCUGGUCGCAAGGACCGGGAGGACGAGCAUGCUACAUCCUCCAACUCGUCACACCAAUCCGAUUCGACUGUCCAAGCUCCGGCUCAGCGAUCUCCGGUAGUAGCUAAUGGCCGCCAUAGAUCAUCCCUUUCCUCUCAGUCUCCUCCGACGCGAUCUCCCCCGCGACCUGGACGGAGCAUUUUGAAAAACGCAGAUUCUGGAAGUAGUGUCCCUGCCGCAUAUCGUGGAUCAUACGAAUCUCCCCCGGACUCUGCUUAUCUCUCCCCUACAGACCUACGCGGAAGGUCGUUAUCUCCGGGGGGAGAGGAACGUGGCCGUUCGAACGUACGAACUCCCCCUGCCAUCGAAGAACGGGAACGGAGCUCAAGUCGCGGGACCAGCAGUCCCAUCGGCUCGGUCUCUCCUAAUUCGUCUAGACCCGGCUCAGCCUUGGGUAGGCGCCGCACAGAUAGGGGAAGCGCAACCACAGGGGAGGAUGCAUCUCGUACGGUGCCCAUCGGGGUGGUGGCCAAUGCGAUCGUGAGUUCGUCUGGGGGUUCUUCCAACAACCGAAAACCAAAAUUUGCCCAGGGAACGGCGCGGCCGAGCCUAGUCAUCAAUCACUCACCCGUAUCGAAAGAAGACGCGACAAGUGGUAGCCUUGAGGAAGGCGUCAGCGGCGCCGAGCUCGAGCGCAGACGGGACGAUUUCUGGGCAGAUUCGACGGACUACGCGCCUCCACCCGUGAUACACCAAGCGACCAAAUCCGUACAACAGGAAAAGCCACGCAAGGCUGCGGAUGAUCAGGCACAUGCCCAGGAUGAGGUUGACGAUGGUGGAUCUCAGUACAGUUACGUGAAAGGUGGUAAUGCGCCUGCCAACAAGACACCGGCAAAUUCCCCUGUCAUGCAUCGCUCGCGACCCCUACCUUCUGAAGUCGACAUGGCGAAACACUUGCCCCAUGUCUCUACUCCUUUGCCCCCCACUCCUCCCCACACUGCGGCCAGCACAAGCCUAGCACAGAACAAACCCGGGGAGCAUGUAGACGAUCCCACGAUAGUAGGCCGGGCUGUGGACAUUGUCCAUUCUGCCAAAGGGUACUUUGGUGCGAUAUGGAACGGGCGUGGUCCAGUUCCGGUUGAAGAAAAGGUAACACCGUAG
Messenger RNA from Rhizoctonia solani, 2502 nucleotides. RefSeq names its product regulation of carbohydrate metabolism-related protein. The record is from RefSeq and is a predicted model, not a curated record. NCBI's taxonomy places the organism in Eukaryota, Fungi, Basidiomycota, Agaricomycetes, Cantharellales, Ceratobasidiaceae. Bases 1 to 2502 code for a protein of 833 amino acids. The transcript has 3 exons. Gene Ontology annotation, biological process: protein catabolic process in the vacuole; cellular response to glucose starvation.